AUGAUCGAAGCCGUUUCCUUCCGCGCCUGGGCAGAAGAAGCCUUUGGCAUCUGGACCGAAUGGCGACACGUAUACCCACCUCGCUCUGCAUCUGCCAACUUGCUGCGUGAGAUUAGAGACAACUACUGGCUUGUCAACAUCAUCCAUCAUGACUUUACCGAGACGAAUGGACUAUGGCAGAUGCUUUUGGAUGCAUAA
Molecule: messenger RNA, 198 nt
Organism: Aureobasidium musti
Lineage: Eukaryota; Fungi; Ascomycota; Dothideomycetes; Dothideales; Saccotheciaceae
Source: the annotation of a GenBank genome assembly